UUCAUGACUUGAUAGACUUGUCGGUACAAGAAAAGCACAUGUGGUGGUGUCUAUUUAAAAAAAAAUAAAUUGGGCUGUAUAAAGUAUUUAUUACUUUACAAAUUUCAUUCACUUAUAUUAAAACAAUUAAGUUGCACGAUUACCAUUACAGAGGAAAAAUUAAGAUGUCUGUUAUUUCCAGUAGAAGGAAGAAUUCUUCACCUCCAUCAAUUUUAAAAAAGGGAAAAGCAUUAAGAAGUAGAUUAAGUGAAAUAAAAUCUCCAAAUAAAGUAAAAUUUGUUUUGCCUCAUGCACAAAAAGUCCAAAAUAUUCUAGAAGAAUAUAAAGGAAAUAAAAUUUCAAGAGAUUAUGAAAACUUGUUGUGUCUUAUAAGAGACGCUGAAUUAACUGAUGAGGACAUAUCUUCUCUUUUGAAAGAAGCCACAGAAUGCAUUACUUUAUUAAAUCAGGAUUUAAGGCUGUUUGUUGAAGCUAUACUUUCUGUAAGCUGGAUUGAUAAGAAUAAUGGUGUGGUGUCAGAAUACCAAUCUUUUAUUGUAAAUUUAUUAUCUGCACAUAAUUAUCAUGCAAAAUUGGUAAUUGAAAAAUUAGUUACUUUAUUUUUACCAGAUCCAGGGGAUACAGAUUGGCCAGAUGGAAUUCCAGGUGAUGCAAAUAAUCGUAAAUAUAUUAAUGUACACACUUUGUUAAAUUUACUGAUGCAUGUUGUGCCAAUGUGUAAGGAGAUAUUAAUGAAUUCUAUAAGUAAGUACUUCCCUUAUUAUAAUAAAUCUACUCAUAUACAUGAAUGUUAUUUACAUAAUGUUUUAUGGAUAUUGGAGUACCAACCGUCCUUUCGACAUGAUAUCUUACAUCUUAUAUGUUCAAAGCUAAUAAUAUUGGAUGUGAAUGCUCCUAAGGAAGAAAUAGAGAAGUUUAUCAAUGCAGAUGAUGAAAUGUUUUUGAUGGAUGACGACUCGAAAUCAGUUAAAACUUCCACUACCUCUUUUACAGUUGUAAACCGUCAUACAGUAGCACAUACCUUAGAUAUGUGUUUAAAUAUGUUAUUCAAUUACAUUACUUCUGAAUGUCACAAUUCUAAGGAUGGUCAAUUGAGGUGGGAUAAAACAAAAUCGUUGUACCAAGACGUAAUAUCUGUAUUUGACAAAGUUAUCCUACCUACUUAUAAUACUCAUCACGUACAAUAUGUUAUGUUCCUAAUGUGUUGUUUUAAAUCAACUAUAACAGAAGCAUUUUUGAAUUUCUUAUGGAAAAAGGUCUGUAACCCAAAUGUUCCUCCAAUUUUACGGCAGGCAUCUGUAAAUUAUAUUGCUAGUCUUGUCGCAAGAGCCAACUUUAUAUCUCUGUCAAUAUUAAAAGGAACUUUACAGCAAAUGGCGGAAUGGAUUCAUACUUAUAACUCCAAUCAAGAUGGAUUAGAAUGUGUUAAUUCUGAUGUUAGAGUUCAUUCAGUAUUUUAUAGUGUAUGCCAAGCUUUAUUUUAUAUUGUGUCUUUCCGACAUAAAGAUUUCAUAGGAAAGAAGAAAAACGUAGUAUUCUUAGACAGUUUGAAUAUGGCUAAAAUGGUAACGAGUAGGCUAAAUCCAUUGAGGGUUUGUCAGCCAGCUGUGGUGCAAAAUUUUGCAGCUGUCACAAGAAAAUACCAGUUAGCUUAUUGUUAUACAAUAAUAGAGCAUAACGACAGAAACACCAUGCCAAUUAUUUAUCAGGAUGAUAGAGGAGCAAUUCUUAUGUCCAACAAUGUUUUGGAAGCUUUCUACCCUUUUGAUCCGUAUAUUUUGGAAAGAUCUAGUAAAAAAAUCGAACCUUUCUACAGGGAGUAUGAGGAAACUUGCGAAGAACCAAUGGACGUUGAUACUAAAGAGCCCAACCAUGAAAUUGAUGACUUCUUAUGUAAUCAAGAACUAUCGUCAACGCCUAGUAGUAAAUCAAAUAAAUUUUCUUAUGGCAGUUCUCCUGGCUUCAAGUUUAAAGGAUAAAUGAUAUAUGUAUCGUAUUUAAAAUUAAUUUAAGAUUUUAUAUACCAUCUAUGAAUAUAUUUAUACAAACUAUAUUUAUUGAGAAAAGAGGGUCUUCAUAGCAUAUAUGAACUGUGAUUUAAUAAUUGUGUCAACUCAUGUCAGUUUUAAGUAUUAAAUAUAUCGUUUUCUGUCUUAA
Messenger RNA from Anoplophora glabripennis (Asian longhorned beetle), 2157 nucleotides. It is a transcript of the gene Tif-IA, whose product is annotated as RNA polymerase I-specific transcription initiation factor RRN3. NCBI's taxonomy places the organism in Eukaryota, Metazoa, Arthropoda, Insecta, Coleoptera, Cerambycidae. The coding region runs from base 165 to 1979 and encodes 604 amino acids. The transcript is spliced from 8 exons. Gene Ontology annotation, molecular function: RNA polymerase I core binding; RNA polymerase I general transcription initiation factor activity. Gene Ontology annotation, biological process: transcription initiation at RNA polymerase I promoter. The record is from RefSeq and is a predicted model, not a curated record. Gene Ontology annotation, cellular component: nucleus.